This is a messenger RNA of Lodderomyces pseudojiufengensis, 627 nucleotides long. RefSeq lists its product as uncharacterized. The coding region runs from base 1 to 627 and encodes 208 amino acids. The record is from RefSeq and is a predicted model, not a curated record. The transcript has 2 exons. NCBI's taxonomy places the organism in Eukaryota, Fungi, Ascomycota, Pichiomycetes, Serinales, Debaryomycetaceae.
AUGUCUCAGACAAAAAAUCAUGUACCAACAGAAAGAAGAAAAUUUGGAUGGUUUAAGAAGAUAAUGCUGCAAAAUCAAAAAUUAAAUCAUGUAUCAAAUUCAAAUGAAAGAAAUGAUAAACAUGAAUCAAUCAAAGAUCAUGAUCAUUCACAUAAUCAAAGUUUAAACAAUCAUACCCAUCGAACGAACAAUCACAAUGAAUCAAAACCUAAUGAACAAAAGCCUCAGACUUUUACACAAGUUCAAAUACAACAACAACAGCCACCGCAUUCACCUAGUUCACCUCAAUCACCUCCACAACAACUGCGUCAUCAUCACAAUCAUCAUCAUCAUCCUACUAGUAUCAACUCAGAAAUAUCUGAAAAAAAUAGUAUUCAUACAAAAUUCGAUGAAACAAGUUUCCAUUCACAAAGAUAUAUUAAUAGAUUUACUGAUAAUUCAUCAAGUUUAAUUGCAGAAAAAUCAACUAUAAAUACAGAUCAAAUAAGUAAUUCAGAUAGAAUUACAAAUUAUAGUGAUAAUUUUUCAACAAUACCUAUAAAAUCAAUUGUUUCUGUUGAAAGUACAAAAAAUCCAAGUAUAUUAAGUGAAAUUAAUCAAAGUUCUUCUACUUCAAUUACUCAAUGA